UCUGAAAUCACUCAAUUAGAAUCUAAUCCUGCUAAAAACCAAGCCGAAUUAGAAUCUAAAAAGAAAAGAUUAAAAGAAUUACAAGACCAAGAAAAACAACUAACUGCUUCUUUACCCCUAAAUACCCAAAUUACCAUCUUACAAAAAGAAAUCAAACAAUUAGAAAGUAAAUCCACUAGAACUAAGGUCGAAGAAGUUCUUUUAUCUGAAAAAAAGAAAGAAUUAGAAGAGUUAUUAAAAAAACAAAACAAUUCAGAUACUAAUAAUGCUAAACCAACUGAUAAAACUGCUUUGGUGAUUGGUUGUGGAGUAGUAGCAACUAUCUUAAUCUUUGAUGGGGUAUGUAAAAGAGAUAGUGAUCUAGAAAAUAAAGGUAAAACUAGAGAAGAAAUAACUAAACUAGACAUUAGUAAAGGUAAAAUUGGAAAUAAUUAUUUUAAGGAGGGUAAAAACUUAGUAGGUUCUUUAAGAUUGGAAGGGUUUACUAAUUUGCGAACUUUAAUUUGCUUUGGUCAUCAAUUAAUUGGUCUAGAUGUUAGUAAUUGUUCUAAUUUAGAAAACUUGGAUUGUCGGGACAAUGAACUAAAUAGCCUAAAUACUACUGGGUGUCUCAAUCUCAAAACAAUUGACUGCUCCAGUAAUCAUAUUAGAGAAUUGGACUUAAGUGCUUGCCCUAGUCUAAAAGAGGUGGAAAUAAGUAAUGGCAAAUCUACCUUAGCUAAUGUUUUGACUGAUACUAACCAGUUUGUAGAAAAAAAAUGUGGUGCUAGCAUAACUAAACAUUUUCAAAAAAUUGAGGAGGAUAUCCUGUUUAAGAUAGGAGAAGGUAUUCAUGCUGCCAAAGAAGGAAUAAAUCAAGUUCUCUUUGUUGCCAAAGGAAGAUUUUCUGAUGAGCAAGUAAUUGCCUUUGACACUUUUAAAGAUUUUAUCGCGGAAAGUGGUAUUACUAGGUUCACUACCAUUGUCAAAACUGGUUUUAAAGAUUUCAGUAAUUCACAGGAAUGUGCUAGAGAUCGGCAAUCUUUGCUUGUGCAAGCCAAAAAAAUUAGAAAGAUAAUUGAAUCAUGUAAUGAUAUUAUCCAUGUCAAUAAUCCAGCGAUACCUGAGUUAGAUGAAGAAGGCAGCGAUAACGAGCAAGAAAUAAUCAUAACUAAGAAGAAAAGGAAGGCAUCUAGAGAAAAAAAAAAAGAAAUCGAGCAAAGCAAUAUAAUUGGUGGAGUCACUGCCUCGGUGGAAUAUAACGCCCAAAAGAAAAAACACUCUCCUAAUCAAACUUAUCCUCAAAAAACCGGCAUUAGCCUUUUGAAUUCACAAGACAUGGAUAUAGAAAGUGAAACAGUAACACAAAAUAAGAGACCAUUAUCAAUUUCUUCCCAAACUGAGUUAUCUCGAGAAGAAAUUAAGUUGCCUAAAACAAGCGAAACACAAGAAACUCAAUCAGAAUUAAUGGAAAAUCUCUACCUAAAAAAAAAUAUGACUAAGACAAUAAUACUAAUUGGAAGAACUGGCAGUGGAAAAUCUACCCUGGCCAAUGUAAUCAGUGGCACUAAUAAGUUUAAAGAAAGCGGAGCAAGCAUUAGUGAGACUAAGGACAUUCAGAGUGAAGAAUUUGAGGAAAAUAACAUUGGUUAUCGUAUAAUUGACACAGUAGGUAUUGGCGACACAAAAUUAACUAAGGAAGAAGUAUUAGAUAAGAUUGCCGAAGCAAUUUAUUUAGCUCGAGAAGGGAAAGAGAAGUGUAAAGAAGACAUUGAUUUAAUGCUUGCUAAAGGAGAUAGAUUGGCCGAGAUAAUCGAUUCCUGUCAAGGCAAAGUUGUUCAUGUAAAUAAUCCUCCGAUAGAGAUAAAAGAGAAUUUACAAGAAAGUUGCCAAAGCUUUUAUAAUCCUCCUAAAUUAAAAGAAUUAAGUGCGGAAAUUAUUAGUUACAUGGAAAACAAAUUAGAGUUAAAAAAAAGACUGAAGCAUGAAAAAUUGGAAAUAAUUGAAAGUAAGAGAAAAAUCAAGGAAAAUAUUUCCGCUGAAGUUAAUAAAAUCAGUUUAAUUUCUAGAGAAGAAAUGGACAACAUUCAAGAACUUAAUGCUAAAGGCGAGAAUAACGAUAGUUCUAAAGAAAAAAUUACAAAAUUGAAAAACAGCAUAGAAAAAUUAAAAAAAGAAAUUCAAGAAAAGGAGGAGAUUAUUCGGAAAAAAGUAUUAGAUAGUGUAUUCAAUAAUUACAAAAGCAUCAUUGGCGUGCCAGGAGGUGAUAUUUUCAUUGGCAAAGUCUUAGGUGAGGAGUUUAUUGUAAAAGAGUUAGUUGAUGAUUGGAUGGAAAGAAGAUUUAGUCUCGAAGAAACUA
Molecule: messenger RNA, 2338 nt
Organism: Ambispora leptoticha
Lineage: Eukaryota; Fungi; Glomeromycota; Glomeromycetes; Archaeosporales; Ambisporaceae
Source: the annotation of a GenBank genome assembly